AUGCUCCAGGAGAGGCGACAGUGCCCCAGGAGAGGCAGCAGUGCCCCAGGAGAGGCGGCAGUGCCCCAGGAGAGGCGGCAGUGCUCCAGGAGAGGCGACAGUGCCCCAGGAGAGGCGACAGUGCCCCAGGCGAGGCGACAGUGCCCCAGGAGAGGCAGCAGUGCCCCAGGAGAGGUGGCAGUGCCCCAGGAGAGGCGGCAGUGCUCCAGGAGAGGCGACAGUGCCCCAGGAGAGGCGGCAGUGCCCCAGGAGAGGCGACAGUGCCCCAGGAGAGGCGACAGUGCCCCAGGAGAGGCGACAGUGCCCCAGGAGAGGCAGCAGUGCCCCAGGAGAGGUGGCAGUGCCCCAGGAGAGGCGGCAGUGCUCCAGGAGAGGCGACAGUGCUCCAGAAGAGGCGGCAGUGCCCCAGGAGAGGCGGCAGUGCUCCAGGAGAGGCGACAGUGCCCCAGGAGAGGUGGCAGUGCCCCAGGAGAGACGGCAGUGCUCCAGGAGAGGCGACAGUGCCCCAGGAGAGGCGGCAGUGCCCCAGGAGAGGCGGCAGUGCCCCAGGAGAGGCGGCAGUGCCCCAGGAGAGGCAGCGGUGCCCCAGGAGAGGCGGCAGUGCCCCAGGAGAGGCAGCGGUGCCCCAGGAGAGGCGGCAGUGCCCCAGGAGAGGCGGCAGUGUCCCAGGAGAGGCGACAGUGCCCCAGGAGAGGCAGCAGUGCCCCAGGAGAGGCAGCAGUGCUCCAGGAGAGGCGGCAGUGCCCCAGGAGAGGCGGCAGUGCUCCAGGAGAGGCGACAGUGCCCCAGGAGAGGCGGCAGUGCCCCAGGAGAGGCGGCAGUGCCCCAGGAGAGGCAGCAGUGCCCCAGGAGAGGCGGCAGUGCCCCAGGAGAGGCGACAGUGCCCCAGGAGAGGUGGUGGUAUUGGGUGUGCACGAGCCAGGACCUACAGGCACCUACAGGGACCUACAGGCACCUACAGGGACCUACAGGAACCUACAGGAACCUACAGGAACCUACAGGGACCUACAGGAACCUAGAGGAACCUACAGGGACCUACAGGAACCUACAGGCACCUACAGGAACCUACAGGGACCUACAGGAACCUACAGGGACCUACAGGAACCUACAGGCACCUACAGGAACCUACAGGCACCUACAGGAACCUACAGGAACCAUCAACAUGGUAGCGAAGAUCUACAGAAGCCGAGUCCAUGA
Molecule: messenger RNA, 1197 nt
Organism: Procambarus clarkii (red swamp crayfish)
Lineage: Eukaryota; Metazoa; Arthropoda; Malacostraca; Decapoda; Cambaridae
Source: RefSeq, a predicted model, not a curated record